This is a messenger RNA of Rodentolepis nana, 123 nucleotides long. The record is from the annotation of a GenBank genome assembly. NCBI's taxonomy places the organism in Eukaryota, Metazoa, Platyhelminthes, Cestoda, Cyclophyllidea, Hymenolepididae.
GCCAUAUCGGACUCGUUGACUCGUGAGACUGUGGAGCAGAUCCAGCUGAAGGUGAUGGAUAUCUACGCAGUGGACGAUCGUAUCAAUGCGAUGGCCAACUAUCGCCCGGAAGACGAUUACUAG